CCUAAAAUCCCAAAUUACAUCUCUUCUCAUUUCAUCUUCUCUCGGUCUCGUCGGAUAUUGAAGCCGCAAAGAACCAACUUCAAGCUUUAGCUCAGCCUGUGAUUUGAUCUGUUGAUGUAUUCCAAGGUUGUCAAGAUGAACAAUGAUGAUAGUUGGUCGGAUGAGGAAUGUCGGUACUUUCUUCAACUAUAUACUACUGAGAAAAGAAUGGGGAACACAACGAAGAUAGGAUUGAAUCAGAUUGGAAAGGAUUAUGUCACAAAGAAGUUUGAAGAGAAAUUCCAAAAGAAAUUUUUAUGGAUUAGGUUUAAAAACAAGUAUGAUGUGUGUAGAAGAUCAUACAUUAGGUAUAAGAUCUUGCUCCAUAACAGAACUGGAAUCACCUUUGAUGCUUUUGGAAGAAUAGACAUGGCUGAUGAUUGGUGGAAUGAACGAAUUAAGGAAUGGCCUGAUGCUGUAAAGUAUAAGAACAAACUCCUGCCCAACCAGGAUGUUUUUAGAGAUGCGUUUUGUUCAGUGAUUGUUACUGGAGCAGAGGGAUGGAGCGCCCAACAAGGAGAAACAAGUUUAAAUUCUAGAGUGGAUGCAGAAAAUGGUGAUGAAGCAGAUUCAGUUGAUACAAGUAUGGCACCACCAGUGGUAGGAACACAGUUUAGAGUAGGAAGUUCUAGAUCAAAGAGAAAGCAGAAGGAGGUUGACAUAGCUACAAAGACUUCUUCUUCAAGAAACUUGAUUCUUACUCGUAAGAAUGAAUUAGUUGAGAAGAUGUUGGAGCGUGAUGAUAGUUGCAGUGUUGUGCGUGUAGUAGAGAUUCUGAAUGAGUUGCCUGGAGUGAGGAUGUGGUCACGUUUCCACAAAGCCUCGGUUGACCAUCUUCUCGCUGAUGUCGCCAAUCGACAGGGUUUCAUUGCUUUUUUUAGUAUUGAGGAUAAGAUUAGUUAUUUGGAGCAUAGGACUGGAAUAAGUAUUGAUGACUAAACUUGUUUAUUUGUUGAUCAAUUUGCUAUGAUUAUAUGAAAUUUGCAUAACUUGUUUAUUUGUGACUAUUGGUUAUGAUUA
Molecule: messenger RNA, 1059 nt
Organism: Camelina sativa (false flax)
Lineage: Eukaryota; Viridiplantae; Streptophyta; Magnoliopsida; Brassicales; Brassicaceae
Source: RefSeq, a predicted model, not a curated record